This is a messenger RNA of Pseudomyrmex gracilis, 1312 nucleotides long. Its product is annotated as probable peptide chain release factor C12orf65 homolog, mitochondrial. The transcript has a single exon. Bases 19 to 504 code for a protein of 161 amino acids. Gene Ontology annotation, cellular component: mitochondrion. Gene Ontology annotation, molecular function: translation release factor activity. The record is from RefSeq and is a predicted model, not a curated record. Lineage: Eukaryota; Metazoa; Arthropoda; Insecta; Hymenoptera; Formicidae. Gene Ontology annotation, biological process: translational termination.
AAACAAGUGUGUGAAACCAUGUUAGCGAGAUUUUUGUCAAUGUACCUCAGGACGCACAACAGGACAAUCGGCCAAAAUGAGUUUCUCACGUUGAGUGUUGCGACCGGUCGCGAAAAUGCGCAAAUCGCACGCGGGAAAUCGUACAAGCGUCAUCUGGAUUACUCAAACGUGCCUAAACUGAACGAGGCCGAUCUCGAGGAGCAGUUCGUCAGGGGCAGCGGUCCGGGUGGCCAAGCGACGAACAAGACCAACAACGCGGUGGUGUUAACGCACAAACCCACAGGAAUCGUCGUCAAGUGUCACGAAACGAGGAGCGUGUGGGACAAUCAAAAACGUGCGCGCGAGAUCAUGAUCACGAAGUUGGACAACUUGUUGAACAAGGAGCGUUCCAUUGAGGCUCAGAUACGUGCUCUUGAGGAAAAACGGAGCGCCCACAAAGACUACAAAAGAAGAAAACUGAAUGAGAUGAAGAAAGCCUUUCGGGAACGCGAAGGUUUGACUUAAAACGCGCGCUGCAAAUUGUACAAACAAAAUUUCAACGUUGAAAAUAAACGAGAUCCCGCGAAAACUUCUAUUGUCUAACACAUUUACAAGUCGGAGAUUGAAUAAAAAAUAGUUGUUAUGAUCGAUCACUGAAAAUUUCAACUUACUUGCUUCUCUCUCUCUUUCAGAAGAUGAAAAGAUUCCUAUCUCUCAGUUUUUAGGAACUUUACUUAAAUUAUCUGAUUGCGUCAAUUAUCCUUUUUUGUUAUCAGUUUGUUUACUCAAACGUUUUUUUUUCUUUCUAGCUAAGUGGCAUUGUAAAUAAUUUUAUAGGAACCGGAAAAAUCCAGAGUUGAUUCAAAUCCGGAGUCAAUCAAUGCGGACCUGUUGGCAAGUAGUUACAGUUACACAGAGGUGCAAUAAAAAUUGUCGUUUAAUGGAAAAUUUGUAUCUUUAAUAAUAAUUUCUCUUCCUGAACUCAUGAGCGACUUACAGCACUUUUGUUUGAAAUAAAAUAUUCAGAUAUAAUGUGUUUGUAAUGUACGUGUGUAUGUACGUUUGUAUGUGUGUGUGAAGAAGUCAAAAAUAUAGACACUAUAUCUUCAAUACGCAGCAUAACGAAAAUGCAUUCGUGUGUGUUGUGUUAUUACACUGUUAUAAAGCUGUAUGCAGUCUUGCGUACUCUAGAGAACUAAUACACUCUAAAAAAAAAAAAAAAAGAAAUCUCUCAUUACAAUUGAAAUAAAAACAGCUGUUUUUUUUUUCCAAGAAUGUUGGACGACUUCGUUCGCGGGCUAACGAAACGUAAAAGGAGAUAUAAAAAAAAAAA